Labeo rohita (rohu) is the source of this 5514-nucleotide messenger RNA. RefSeq names its product hsFATP2a_ACSVL_like domain-containing protein. Bases 153 to 2012 code for a protein of 619 amino acids. Gene Ontology annotation, molecular function: long-chain fatty acid-CoA ligase activity; long-chain fatty acid transmembrane transporter activity. The record is from RefSeq and is a predicted model, not a curated record. Lineage: Eukaryota; Metazoa; Chordata; Actinopteri; Cypriniformes; Cyprinidae. The transcript has 10 exons.
CCAGAAUGAUAUAAUCUCGCUCUGGAGCCCCAAAAGGGCUGAACUUGCAUUUCGAGAAUGUGGCCCAUGAAUUUUAAGACUGUGGAAGCGGUGUCAGGCUAUGGCAUAUAGUUAAAUCUUAAAACCCCAGUGUUGUCCAAGCUCUAGUAAACAUGUAUGUGUGGAUCACUCUCCUCGCGGGCUUGGCUCUUCUCCCCGCGCUGCUGAAAACUUUCUACCCAUACUUUCUCCAGGACUGCGUGUAUAUGUACAGGGCUCUUGGAUUUGGAAUUCUAUUAAAUAUAUACAAAAGGAAAACUCCAUUCUAUAGUAUUGUGGACAGCUUUUUGGAAGCGGUGAAGAAACACCCGCGAAAAGCGUUUAUUCAUUUCGAGGAGAAGACUUACUCCUAUGAGGAGGUGGAUAAGGAGAGUAACAAAGUGGCGAAUGCGCUCCGCUCGGAGGCUGGACUCAAAGAAGGGGACACGGUCGCGCUUUUCCUGGGGAACGAACCCCGUUUCGUGUGGACCUGGCUCGGCCUGGCUAAGCUCGGCUGUCCCGCAGCACUCCUGAACUUCAAUAUCAGAUCCAAAUCACUCCUUCACUGCUUCUCCUGCUGCGGCGCGAACGUGCUUAUAGCAGCUGCUGAGCUUCGUGAUGCUAUUGAGGAGAUACUGCCGGCUCUGAAAGAGAAGGGGAUAACCGUAUACCUCCUGUCGGAUGAGUGCACUACAGACGGCAUUCAGUGUAUUGGCCAAGCCAUCGCCAAAGCGUCAGACAAGCCGUUGUCGCCGUCCCUCAGGUCCAACAUCCGUAUCAGGAGUACAGCACUGUAUAUCUACACUUCUGGCACUACAGGUCUUCCUAAAGCAGCGUAUGUGACCCACGAGAGGGUCUGGGCUUCGUCGUUCAUCCAGGGUGUUUGUGGAGUAACUUCUGAAGACAUAUUCUACAUCAAUCUGCCUCUGUAUCACAGCGCCGGAUUCCUCAUCGGACUCGCUGGAUCCAUUCAAAGAGGUAACACUGUGGUUCUGCGGAGGAAGUUUUCCGCCUCUCAGUUCUGGGAUGACUGCAGGAAGUACAACAUAACUGUGAUGCAGUACAUUGGUGAAACACUGCGCUACCUCUGCAAUACGCCAAAGAAAGACAAUGACCAGGACCACAAAGUGAGGAUCGCCAUUGGAAAUGGCGUACGAGCAGACGUCUGGAAAGAGUUCCUGAACCGUUUUGGACGCAUUCAUGUCCGGGAGCUCUAUGCCGCCACCGAGGGAAAUGUCGGCUUCAUCAAUUACACCGAUAAAGUCGGAGUGGUCGGGCGUGUCAAUAUUCUCAGCAAGGUGUUUUUCCCCUUUGCCAUCAUUAAGUUUGAUAUUGAGAAAGAAGAGCCUGUGAGGAAUGCUGAGGGUCUGUGUAUCCCAGUGGAAAAAGACGAGGUGGGCCUUCUAGUGGGGAAAAUCACCAGGCAUACCCCUUUUGUCGGUUACGCCGGGAACAAGCAGCAGACAGAGAAGAAGAGACUCAGUGAUGUGUUUGUGAAAGGAGACCUGUAUUUCAACAGUGGAGAUCUGCUGAGGAUCGACCAUGACAAAUUUGUCUACUUUCACGAUCGAGUUGGAGACACGUUCAGGUGGAAAGGAGAGAAUGUGGCUACAACUGAGGUGGCAGAUAUUCUCACCAUGGUGGAUUGCAUUGAAGAGGCCAAUGUGUAUGGAGUCAAAGUUGAAGGCCAUGAAGGAAGGAUCGGAAUGGCAGCUGUGAAACUGAAGGAGGGCAGAGAGUUUGACUGCGUCACCACUUGCAGUGUUUUGGCGAACUAUCUUCCAGUGUACGCCAGACCUCGAUUCAUUCGAAUUCAGAAUUCCCUGGAAGUCACGGGAACGUUCAAGAUGAAGAAGGUCAAGCUGGUGGAGGAAGGCUUUGACCCGACCUUAAUACCUGAUCCUCUCUACUUCCUGGACCUGACGCAAAAGAAAUACAUUCCACUCACUCAGGAAAUUCACAAGUCGAUCAUGUCACAGGACAUUAAACUGUAACAAAUCCAUAGAAUAAGCUAACGGUGAAACUUUGAAAUCUACUAACAAGUAGCUACCCACUAAUCUCAGGGAAGUGAUUACGGUGAAUGAUUUUAACCUCUGCAAACCUGUUUUACACUAGUAUUUUAUGCAUAAACAUGUGCCUUAUUGCUUAACCUUUUAAUGAUGUUCAUUUAUAAUCACCUCAACUUGAAAGAAAACUGAAAUAGACUCUAAUAAGAUUGUGGUACACUAAAUAUACUUGAUAUAGUAGUAUAUACUACAACUUUAACUUCAAGGCAGUGAUUCUCAACUGGGUCAUGGUCACUUGAGAAAAAUGUGAAAUAAAUAAAUAUAUAAAUAAAUAAAACCGCAACUAAUGUAGCACCACUUUUUUUUUUUUUUUAAAUACAGAAGGCUUCCCUUACAGUGUAUUUUCAAACGCUGUGGUAUUUUUGUGCAACUUCGUCAUUCAAAUUAAAUUAAAAAAUGUAAUUUCAAUUUUUGUUAAAAAUUCCAUUUUUAAAUUUAAUAUAAAUGUAUUUAAGUUGAAUGACAUUUUUAUUUACUUCAGCACAAAAAGUUCCUACGGAAGCCUGUUUCCGCCAUUGCAACUUACUUUUUUUGUCAGAAUUGUGAGAUACAAACUCGUAAUUGCGACUUACAAAGUCAGAACUGUGCAAUGUAAACUCACAAGAGACUUUUUUUUUCUCUGAAUUGCAAGUUUUUAUCUCGUAAUACUGAGAAAAAAAGUCACAAAAGUGAGUUUUUUUUCUCAGAAUUGUGAUACAGACUCACAAUUGCUAAUUUUUUCUCAGAAUUGAGAUCAUAAGUCGCAAUUAAAGUCAAUUGUGAGAUAAAAACUCACGAUUUUGACUUUCUCAGAAAAGAAAUAUAAACUCAAAAUUCAACUUUUUUCUCAGAAUUGCGAAAUACAAACUAACAAUUGUGCCGUUUUUAGAAUUGCGAAAUAUAAACUCACGAUUACGACUUUAUCAGAAUUUGAAAUAUAAACUCACAAUUGCAACUUUUUCUCAGAACUGUGAAAUACAAACUCACGAUUACAACUUUUUUCUUAUAAUUGCAAAAUGCAAACUUACAAUUGCGACUUUUUUAAAUUACGAAAUAUAAACAAUUACAACUUUUUUCUCAGAAUUGCAAAAUAUAAACUCACAAUUGUGACCUUUUUGCAGCUUUUUUACACAAUUGUGAAAUACAAACACAAUUACAACUUUUCUCAGAAUUGCUAAAUACAACUGCAACUUUAUUGUAAUUGCUAAAUAUAAACACGAUUACGACUUUUUCUCAGAAUUUUGAAAUAUAGACUUACAAUUGUGCCUUUUUUUCAGAAUUGCAAAAUAAAAACUCAUAAUUGCGACUUUUUUGCAACUUUUUCCUCAGAGUUGCGAAAUACAAACUGACUUUUCUCACAAUUGCUACUCAUAAUUGCGACUUUUAAAUUGCGAAAUAUAAACUUGACUUUUUUUCUCAGAAUUUUGAAAUAUAAACUCAAAAUUGUGACUUUCUCAGAAUUGUGAGAUAAACUCACGAUUACGACUUUUUUCUUAGAAUUGCGAAAUAUAAAUAUAUAUUGUGCCUUUUUUCAUGAUUGCACAAUAUAAACUCACGAUUACGACUUUUUUCUUAGAAUUGCGAAAUAUAAAUAUAUAUUGUGCCUUUUUUCAUGAUUGCACAAUAUAAACUCACGAUUACAACUUUUUUUCUUAGAAUUGCGAAAUACAAACUAACAAUUGUGCCUUUUUUCAUAAUUGCACAAUAUAAACUCACGAUUACGACUUUUUGCAACUUUUUUUCUUAGAAUUGCGAAAUAUAAACUUACAAUUGCGACUUUUUUUAAUUACGAAAUAUAAGCACGAUUACAACUUUUUUCUCAGAAUGGCGAAAUAUAAACUCAAUUACGACUUUUUGCAACUUUUUUUCUUAGAAUUGCGAAAUACAAACUAACAAUUGCGACUUUUUUUAAUUACGAAAUAUAAACUCACAAUUGCAACUUUUUUUCUCAGAAUUGCGAGAUAAAAACUCAAUUGCGACUUUUUUUUUCUCAGAAUUGCAAAAUGUAGCUACAGUUCUGACUUUUUCUUGGAAUUGGGUGAUAUAAACUCGCAAUUGCAAGUUAAAGUCAGAACUGCGAAAUACAAACACAAUCACGACGUUUUUUCUCCGAACUGCGUGAUAUAAACACAAUUUGCUACUUUUUUUCCCUCAGAAUUAAAAAUGCGCUAUUCUUUCUCUUUUCUCAGAACUGAAUUAUAAAUUUGCAAUUGCAACUUAUAAAGUCACAAUUGAGAAAUAUAAACUCACAUUUACAACUCUUUUUCCUCAGAAUUGCGUGAUAUAGGCUCACAACUCCAAGUUAAAAGUCAGAAUUGCAAGAUUAAAAACUUAAAAAGAAUUUGGACUUUUUUUCUUGGAAUUGCGUGAUAUAAACUUACAAUUCUGACUUUUUUCCCCAUCACAAAUGCGAGUUUAUAUCUUGCAAUUCUGACUUAUGAGAACUUGCUAAUGCGAGUUAUAAAGUUCAGUUUUGAGGGCAAAAAAAAAAAAAAAAUACUGCGUUCUCAGAAUUGCGAGUUUAUAUCUCAAUUUUGACUUAACUCGCAAUUGUGCUAUAAAGUCAGAAUUGCAAGAUAUAUACUUUAAGUCAGAAUUGAGUUUACUUUAUAACAUGCAAUUGUGAGUUUAUAUCACGUAGUUCUGACUUCAUCUUUUUAUCUCACAAUUCUCAGAAAUGCAUGAUAAACUCCCAAUUCUGAGAAAAAAGUCAGAAUUGAGAGAUAAAAAGCUGUAUAAAAAGUACUUUUUUUUUAAUCCAGUAGUGAAAAUGGGCUUCCAUAGGUUCUGAGUCACCGCUUGCCACAAACCAGUUGCGAGACACUGCUUUAUGGGUUGAAAAUCUAUCCUACUGACACAAUGGCUUUUAAGAAAGCCAGCUGCUGGAUUUCUCAAUGGUCUUGUGUAGGCCAGGUCAAGAGUUUGACUCUAAUCUGUUAAAAGUAGGUGAAAGGGCAAGUGUACAAAACUCAUGACCUCCCUUCCCAUCAACCUCUGAGCUGAAAAAUAAACAUUUCUAGAAACCACAAACCCAGAUGAACCCGUUUCUUCAUGUACCCAAAACAGGGUCACUGACCUCAUUUCCAUGUCACAAUCGCCAAGAUCAUCCAACACCACAUCAGCCGACGGGUUUUUACUUUAAAAAUGAAUUUAUUUAUUAAUACAGUUGUAUACUUAGAAAUGUGCUGCAAAGAAAAAAAGAGAGAAUGUCGCCACACAAAAUAAAGAAACUAAACCCGGGAUGAAGCUGCGUCGUCAUAUCAAAACAAAUUCGUACUGAUGUGCCUUAAUAAACUGUCUAUUAGUACAAAAAUACAUUUCAGGGCACACAAUACAGCAUCCAGUAUCACAAAUCAGUAUCACGCGGACCCUAAGUACGGAGUCCUUAAAUUAUUUAAACCGAGCACUUUUCUAGUUGUAAAUAAUAAAAAUGUUCCGUAACUGUUAAAAA